Pungitius pungitius (ninespine stickleback) is the source of this 4960-nucleotide messenger RNA. RefSeq names its product formin-like. Gene Ontology annotation, molecular function: microtubule binding. Lineage: Eukaryota; Metazoa; Chordata; Actinopteri; Perciformes; Gasterosteidae. Gene Ontology annotation, cellular component: cytoplasm; nucleus; endoplasmic reticulum membrane. The record is from RefSeq and is a predicted model, not a curated record. Gene Ontology annotation, biological process: actin nucleation.
CUCCGUCACUGCGGCAGCCAUUACCAGGAAGUGAGCUGGGGUAAUCGGACACCUGCAGUGCUACAGGGCUCUGCAGGUCCCCUCCCAGCAAGGGAGGAACCACGAAGGGAGGCGUCCCUGAACCGGGUGGACCAGUGAGACGCAUUCUUUUCCCAACCUGUGGAGUAUUUUUUUCUUUUUCUUUUUUUCUCUCUCACACACACACACACACACACAACAGAACACAGGGCUUUCCUGUAAAGUGAGAAACAAGGUGAAGGAGACGGAGGUAAACUUGGAAGAACAGCUUGGUCAUAGUCUCCUGUGUGUGUGUGUGUCUGCCGGCACAUAGAGAUGGUUAACACACUACUUUGUGGACACCGAGACUCAACUCGUCGGCCACGUCGGAAUGCUUUAGUGAAAAGCAGGUGAACUAUGCUCUCCUGCUCUCCCAGGAAGAUUACAGCAGGACAUGCUUCCAGCCACUGAGCGGCUCGGCUUCGAUAAGCAGCGUCAUGGGAAUGUUAUUGGCACGGAGGGAGGCUGAACCUUACUGCUGACCACAAACAGUCAAUGGAAGACUUACUGUGAUGUUAUGAAAGUCUACUUCCGGGAACCUAUUUGCUUUUUUGUCUAAACUGCAAAAGCGGGAGAGUGGUAAGAGGAGCCAAAGUGAUUUGUCCACACAAAGGCCUUUCUGUCCCAGCCGGCAGGAGAAGUGGAAUAGGAGCCUUUUGGAUAACUUAAGGUGGGAACCUUUGAACAAACUCUUCUUUGCCGGAGCUGCAACCUGUUUUGGUUUUCCCGCUUUCUGCGGUCGGUGUGAGGCUUUGAGCCAAAAUGGACGGUUUUAGUAAUAACGCUGAUGGAGCGGCAAAGCCGACCGGCAGCUCCAUGAUUAAUGUCUUCAGCAGUAUCUUCAGCCGAGAUGCGCAUGCCUUUUCAGACGGAGAGUCGGCCGUUCUGACGUCUUUCAAGGAGCUAUCGGAUAAGGGGAAUCUUCUACCGGAAGGCGAUCCAACUACUAAGACCAAGGUGGAGGAGGAUGUGCAUCAGGAUAAUGGCACUGCUUUCUGUGAUACAGGCCAGAGCGCGGAAUCCUUGGCAACUGGCGAGGGGUCUAGCGACCAAGUUAAAGCGGCAGUUGGAACCUCGCUUGAGGUAGAUCUCGUCCAGGUCACUUGCGUGGAAACCUACAGUGACGAUGAGGACGCCAUGGCGGCCCACGGCAGCACUGGUCUGUUAAAGCCGUCCCUACCUGAAGAAGUUGAUGAUGAUAAAGUGGGGCAUGGUGAUGAGAUAAAAGAUGGCUCUGGGAUCAAGGGCCAAACGCCUGUACCCGCAACACCCAGAGUUACGGAGCGAUCCCGAAUAGAGGCCAUUCUAUAUUCAGGAAAGUUUGUCAGCAGAUCGACCUCUAGGAAACCUCUGACCUCUACGGAUGCCAAACGGGCAAUUGGCCACGGUCCCAAGGAGGGCAAGCCCAGAACGUCUUUAGAUGUAGGAUUAUCUGGUAGAGGAGAGAAUAGUAAAGAAGAUGUAGGAAAAGAUGAAGGCAAGGAGUUUACUGGCAUAGAUUGUUCUCUACCCGUUCCUUCCACCAUCUCUGGACAUCAGGCCUCGGAUCAUGAUGCCACAGCCUCUCCUUUAAUGGAUUUAAAUGAUGCACAUGAGCUAAGGGUUGGAGCUAAGGUGGGGGAUGAGAAAACUUCCUCCAGGCAGGUGUCCUCCUCAGUUACCUCCACCCCUGAGACACAUGAAGCAUCAAUCCAAUCAAUCUCCGGCCCAGAGGACCAGUCGGACACGGUUGGUAUCCCAAAUCACCCUACUAGGAUUAAAAACCCCAUACUGCGGACGUCCUCUCCUGAAGAGUCCCCAGGUGACGUCAAGCCAAGUAUCAGUUCUCCCUCGCAGCGCCCAACAGCUCCAAAGACACCAGACACACCACCUUUGGCUCCAUCCACUGCAUCCUCCACCACCUCAUCCCCAUCCAGCGGCAUGCCGCUCUCUUCACCCCCAUCAUUCCAGAUGCCGGCUCUCUUCAGCGGGUUACGGGUGAUGAAAAUGGGAGCCACGGGGGAAGACAGGGGGAUCGUGUCAGAGAUCAAGCAGAGGGAGAAGGAUGCUGACCUGGCCCUGCUUAGCCUGAAGAAGACUGUAAACAAAGCCAAGCUCAUCCCCGAGCAGAAGACGGCCACCUCGCCAGCCAAAAAACGGGCAGAGCCUAAACCUGUGGCGGAAACUAAAAGCUCUAAAAUGCUCAGUCAGCUGCUUAGUCUCGAGAAUGAUUCCAAAACGUCAGACGUUGGGCCAGAUGGAGGUCCUGAACACAGCAGGAAAGGGUCUGUGAACGGAGAAGAGGUUCUUCGAAGCCCAGAAAGCUCCACACCUCCAAAGGAGAAAAAGAACACUUCGGAUCAGGCCUAUGACACCUUCAGGAGCAUCUUCGGCCCUAAAACUGUUAAACCUGUUAAAAAGGACAAAUUGGAAGAAGUGGAUCUGGAAGCAGUAAAAAAGAAAAUCAAGAAUGACAAAGAAAAUCUUAGGUCUAUCUUUGAGAGAACCUCCAAAUCCCCCGGAAAGGAACUUAGCAGUGCCCCAGAAGCUAAUACGGAGCUCACGUCCCCAACUGACAGUGAGGACAGAACCCCGGGGCGUCUUCAGGCUGUGUGGCCCCCACCCAAAACCAAAGAUGAGGAGGAGAAGGUGGGGCUCAAGUACACCGAGGCAGAGCACCAGGCUGCCCUCCUGCAGCUGAAGAGGGAGUGCAAGGACGAUCUGGAGAGGAUGCAUUCCGACUACGAGCUGCAGAUCUUCCAACUGCGGGGCGAGCACGCCGUCUCCAUGUCCCACCGGGAAGACGUCAUCGCCAAACUGCGGGACACGGGCCACGGCGCGGGCCGGGAGCGGGGCGAGCUCCGCGACGCCGCCGUGUCCACGGAGGACGACGCGGCGCCCCGGACCUUCCGGAACGUGAGCAUCCAGACGGACAGGGAGACCUUCGUGAAGAGCCCCGAGGGGCAGGGUGCAGGGCCCGCCCAGAGCCCCAACCAGACCGCGCCGAAAAAACUCAACUUGGACUCCAUCGAACUAAAUCUAAAAGCUGCCCCACCGCCGCCGCCGCCUCCCCCCCCUCUCCCACCAGGGCUCUUCGGACCAGCCCCACCUCCUCCUCCUCCUCCUCCUCUUCCUCCCCCUUUCCCGGGCACCACCGGAGCGCCACCGCCACCUCCACCUCCUCCUCCCCCUUUGCCAGGCACCGCUGGAGGGCCGCCGCCACCUCCCCCUCUACCGCCUCCGUUCCCUGGAGGUGGCCCGCCGCCCCCACCCCCACCCCCGCCUCCCCCUCCCCCUCCUGGCCUACCUGGAGCCGGUCCCCCUCCACCGCCCCCUCCUCCAGGCGGGGGCCCGCCACCUCCGCCCCCUAUGGGGGGCUUCAGUUUUGCUCAGAUGGUGGAGAAGGCCCCACGGAAAGUGGCCAUUGAACCGGCGUGUCCCAUGAAGCCUCUGUACUGGACCAGGAUACAGAUCGAGGACAACAACAACAACACACUGUGGGGUUCUCUGGAGGAGCCGAACAUCGUCAACGCCAAUGAGUUUGAGGAUCUGUUCUCCAAGGCCACGCUGCAGACGAAGAAGAAGCCGCUGUCCGACACCUUUGAGAAGAAAGCCAAAACUAAGAAGGAAAUGGUCAAGAUAACGAAACACUACGAGAAUUCUACGGAGGAGGAAGUCAAGCUGCUGGACAAACCUGAGCAGUUCCUCUAUGAGCUCUCCCAGAUUCCCGACUUCGCCGGCCGAGCCCACUGCAUCAUCUUCCAGUCGGUGUUCCUCGACAACAUCUCCUCCGUUCGGCGCAAGGUGGAGAUCGUCUCCAAUGUCAGCAAAGAGCUGUUAGAUUGUAAUAGCUUGCGGGACGUCAUGGGUCUUGUUCUGGCCUUCGGGAACUACAUGAACGGUGGGAACAGGACAAGAGGUCAGGCGGAUGGCUUCGGACUGGAAAUCCUCCCCAAACUAAAGGACGUCAAAAGCAGGGACAAUCGCAUGAACCUGGUGGAUUAUGUGGUUUUAUACUACCUGCGUAAUUUUGACCCGCAUGCCGGCACCGAAAAGAGUGUGUUCCCCAUGCCGGAGCCUCAGGACUUCUUCCAGGCUGCCCAGGUGAAGUUUGAAGACCUCACCAAGGACUCGAAGCUGAAGAAGGAUCUGACCGCUUGCGAGAAGACCAUGCAGAAGGUGUGUGCCAACCCGUCAGAGGAAUACCUCCAGCCCUUCAAGGAGAAGAUGGAAGGAUUCAUCUCCGCUGCUCAAAAGGAGCACUCAGCUGAGGAGGAUCGACUCGAGGCCGCACAGAGGAGUUUCCAGGACAUGGCGAGCUACUAUGGGGUCAAGCCAAAGUCCGGGGAGAAAGACGUGUCCCCGGGUCUCGUUUUCAUGCUUUGGUACGAGUUUUGCAACGACUUCAAGAACGCCUGGACGCGACAGAGCAAGAACAUCUCGAAGGAGAGGUUGAAGGAAGCUCAAGAAAACAUCAAGAAGAUCACAGCAGAGAAGCGAGUCGAAACCAAGAAGGUCAAUGCCAACAGCCUGAAAGAGCGUCUGCGGCAGAAGGAAGCCGGCGUGUCUUCCAGCUGAGUGAAGAGACCAAGUGACGGAGCAUCGCAGGUGAGAAGGUCUGCGGGUCGCUCUCCUGCGCUUACCACCUGCCUCCAGAAACACCACUGAACCCUCCUCCCCCCCCCGUAUACGGACCCCCAAUAAAACCCGGACUCUCCACACUCCCACAGACAUAUCUGAUCCCCCCCCCCCCCGUCCAGAGAGGAGGGGCGGGGCCUGCAUGGUUGACACGGCCGAAGUGAUGGGAUUCUUAAAGGCCAAAGGUUGAUCUCUUUCAUCCGGCGGGGCAUGGCCUCUGAGUGCCCGGCUUGUGAAAGGUCUCCAGGGGUCAGCGGGAUUCACCACAGCAGAAGGGGGGGGGGGG